CGUUUACAAGCGCUACUUGCAAUUGAAUUCGGCGACAAGUGUCGCGAAUAUAUAUAUAUUUUUUAAUAAUUCUGGCUAUCAGCGCUGAUCAGCACUUGUGCGCGAUCAUGGCUUUCGUAUUUAGUAGCUCUGGGACUAUACAGAAAUUACAAAGGUUCUUCCACAGAGCUUAUUCAGAUGCCAAAUAUCCACAAAUUACAACUCAUUACACAGUAAUACCCAGAGAGACAGAUUCAAGAUGGAAAGAUGUAAAUAUGGAGAGAUAUGUGGAUGAAACCGACAUUCUAAUUGUUGGUGGUGGUCCAGCUGGAUUAUCAGCAGCUAUUCAAGCUCGUAGAUUGGCAGAGAAGCAUGGCAAGGAACUCAGAGUUACUCUUGUUGAAAAAGCAUCUACAAUCGGUGGACAUAUUCUUAGUGGUGCCUGUUUGGAUCCAAUUGCAUUGAACGAACUCUUUCCAAAUUGGAAAGAAUUAGGUGCACCACUAAAUACUCCUGUUACGGAAGACAAAUUUGCUUUUCUUACGGAAAAUAAAAGAAUAUCUAUACCUAUUUUUAAAGGAAUGCCAAUGUAUAAUCAUGGAAAUUAUAUAGUAAGAUUAGGACAUGUUGUGGCAUGGCUUGGCGAACAAGCAGAAGCUACUGGUGUCGAAAUGUAUCCUGGUUAUGCUGCGUCAGAAGUUUUAUAUUAUGAGGAUGGAUCUGUCAAAGGAGUGGCCACAAAUGAUGUUGGUAUUGCUAAAGAUGGUUCACCUAAAGAUACAUUCGAACGGGGCAUGGAACUUCAUGCAAAGUGUACCAUAUUUGCAGAAGGCUGUCAUGGCCAUUUAACAAAACAAUUGUCAAAAAAAUUGAAUCUUAGGAAAGAUUGUGAGCCACAAACAUAUGGCAUUGGAUUAAAAGAGGUUUGGGAGAUAGAACCAAGCAAACAUAGACCUGGAGCAGUUGAACAUACAGUUGGCUGGCCGCUUAAUAGAAAUACAUAUGGUGGAUCAUUUUUAUAUCAUUUGAAUGAAGAAAUACCUCUAGUUGCUGUAGGCUUUGUUGUAGGAUUGGAUUAUACCAAUCCCUAUCUGUCUCCAUUUAAAGAAUUUCAGAGAUUUAAACAACAUCCUAGCAUUAGACCAACAUUUGAAGGAGGAAAAAGAAUAGCUUAUGGCGCUAGAGCAUUAGUAGAAGGUGGAUUCCAAUCCAUCCCCAAACUUCAAUUUCCUGGUGGUUGCCUUGUUGGAUGUACAGCAGGUUUUCUAAAUGUGCCCAAAAUUAAAGGAACGCAUAACGCUAUGAAAAGUGGCAUGUUGGCUGCAGAAAGCGUUGUUGAAGCAAUCAUAGAUGCAGAAAAUAAUACCUCAUCGACAAAAGGCUUAGAACCGAAAACAUAUGCAGAUAAAAUAAAAAAUAGUUGGAUUUAUAAGGAACUAAAAGCUGUAAGAAACAUGAGGCCUAGUUUCCACUCUUCUCUUGGACUUUAUGGUGGUUUGAUCUAUUCAGGAUUUUCCAUGUUAGUAGGUGGAAAGGAACCGUGGACUUUUUCCCAUGGAGGACCUGAUUAUAAGAAGCUGAAAUCUGCAGCUAAGUCGACGCCCAUAGAAUAUCCUAAACCAGACAAUGAAAUAUCCUUUGAUCUUCUGUCAUCAGUGGCUCUAACUGGUACCAAUCAUGAAGCUGAUCAACCAGCCCAUUUAACUUUGAUGGAUGAUACCAUUCCAGUAAAAAGGAAUCUAGCUGAAUUUGCAGGUCCGGAAGGGAGAUUUUGUCCUGCAGGUGUUUACGAAUUCGUACCGUUGGAAAGCGGAGACGGCGAAAGAUUACAGAUCAAUGCGCAGAAUUGUAUUCAUUGUAAGACUUGCGACAUCAAGGAUCCGAGCCAGAACAUCAAUUGGGUUGUGCCCGAGGGUGGCGGUGGGCCAGCUUACAACGGCAUGUAAAUUUAGUCGAUUAAUUCGUUGAACGCAUUUAAAUGUGCAAUGUUCGAUAAUUAUUUCAUUGCCGAAUAUUGGCUUUAUAUUCUGUUCGACGAAGCACAGAUACAUCAUGGCAAUCGUAAUUAUGUUUUCAAUCCUGUAAAUAUAAUUGGGUAUUUUUAAUGAUUAUAUGCAACGAGUUUUCUGGAUUUCGUGCGUUACAGUGAUACAAUUAUUGAAUAUAUUGCACAAAUAGUGUAAUUAUUUCUGAUUCGAACGCAUUAAUAUGAUUAUGGAUUAAUUUGGGAUUAAUUCGAUAAAGAGAUGGGCAAUUAAUUUUUUUAUCAUGUGUACAUACACACGUCAAUUUCGUAAAUGUAUAUAUAAAAUUCUUCGUCCAUCGCCGGGCGGUUUAUAAGAUUUAUCUUGUUGGGAUAAUAUUCAUUGAAUCGUUGAACAGAUUGGGAAACAUCAUGUGAUAUGCUAAUUUGAUAAGAAAUCUAUGUGUUCUCUUUCGAGAUCUGUUUGCAAUACAUUUUUACAUUGAAAAUAGGAAAAAUAAAGUGUUCUCGAAUGCAAAGAGAAUUUGUAUAACAA
Camponotus floridanus (Florida carpenter ant) is the source of this 2498-nucleotide messenger RNA. It is a transcript of the gene Etf-QO, whose product is annotated as electron transfer flavoprotein-ubiquinone oxidoreductase, mitochondrial. Gene Ontology annotation, biological process: electron transport chain. Gene Ontology annotation, cellular component: mitochondrial inner membrane. Gene Ontology annotation, molecular function: electron-transferring-flavoprotein dehydrogenase activity; iron-sulfur cluster binding. The coding region runs from base 108 to 1925 and encodes 605 amino acids. NCBI's taxonomy places the organism in Eukaryota, Metazoa, Arthropoda, Insecta, Hymenoptera, Formicidae. The transcript is spliced from 8 exons. The record is from RefSeq and is a predicted model, not a curated record.